AUGUCGCUCCCCUUCUUGAAGGCGCCAUCUUGCUUGCUCGCGGCGUCCCUGGUGUUGGAUCUAGAGAUGUUUGAUGUUUGGCCGUGGACAAUUGAGAGCACGGCCGACAACACUCACCGGACGAACAACUGCAGCUACACCGUGUGGCCGGGCAUCCUCACCAACGCGGCCGCCGCGCAGCCGCCCACCAUCGAUUUCGUGCUCUCCCCGGGCCAGUCUCGUGCACCGUAUCCGUCACGAAUGGCUGGUACGGCCGCAUAUGCGGACGCGCCACCGACAACUGCGGCUCUGGCGCCGUCGAGUGCCCCGCCCGCGGCGCCGCACCACCGGAUUAAUGCAAACUUCCGGCGGGGCCGACGACUUCUACAACGUGAGCCGGACGGCUACAACAUGCCGAUGAUGGUCGCGCCGCCGAACGCAAACUGCGAGCAAACAGGCUACCCCGCCGACCUGAACGGGGCGUGCCCGCUGGAUCUCCGAGUCGUCGUGGCCGACGUGAAGGUGGCGUGCUUGGACCUGGAGCGCAUGCGAGACGUUUGGGGUGGAGGCGUACUGCUGCAGCAGCGCCCACGACACGCCGGCGACAGUCGCUCCACGGCCUCCUGCGGCUCUUCAAGGCCCGCGUGCCCGCGCGCCUACAGCUACACCUGUGAGGAUGCGAGCGUGAGAAGAAGUGGAAUACGCUUAUACGCGAGGAAGAGCUACCUAUUUAUAGCGUACAAAAGGAUGGACAAAAGGAAACGAAAUUAA
Molecule: messenger RNA, 750 nt
Organism: Aegilops tauschii subsp. strangulata
Lineage: Eukaryota; Viridiplantae; Streptophyta; Magnoliopsida; Poales; Poaceae
Source: RefSeq, a predicted model, not a curated record